Molecule: messenger RNA, 4496 nt
Organism: Ruditapes philippinarum (Manila clam)
Lineage: Eukaryota; Metazoa; Mollusca; Bivalvia; Venerida; Veneridae
Product: elongation of very long chain fatty acids protein 7-like
Exons: 7
Coding region: 336-1241 (301 amino acids)
Biological process (GO): very long-chain fatty acid biosynthetic process; sphingolipid biosynthetic process; fatty acid elongation, monounsaturated fatty acid
Cellular component (GO): endoplasmic reticulum membrane
Molecular function (GO): fatty acid elongase activity
Source: RefSeq, a predicted model, not a curated record
AAAAUACAAAUGUCUUUUCUAAAUUAUGGAAUGAAAUAUCGAGCAGGGAUUUGUUUACUUUAAAUCGAUAUACACCAUUAAUUUAUUAUUCUACGUGUCACUACAUUUGAAAAAAAAUAAAUAAGGAGGUUGUCUAUUGUAAUAAUUUAAACAGGUAUACAACACAAUACGCACAUGUAUGUAUGUAUAGCACGAUAUUAGGUAUAAAACAUUAGCACAAGCAUGUAGUAAAUCUGCACGUGAAAGUCGUGCAUAACAGUUAUCAAUGUCAUUCAUAGAUUUAUAAUGUAUUACUACGUGCAUUGGGGAAAAUCGAAAUAUGAACCAAUGGGACUAUGUUGGAUAAGACUUUGUCAGUUAAAUAUCCUCGAGUAAAAGAUUGGCUUUUUAUGAGUGACCCAAUACUGCCCACUCUUAUUGUGAUAGCCUAUCUAUUGUUUGUAUAUUACGGACCAAAAUGGAUGGAAGAAAGAAAGCCGUUCCAUUUACAAAAUGUUCUUGUAGUUUACAACUUCUCAUUGAUGAUAUUGUGUGCAUAUAUAGUCCGCGAGUUUCUACUAGGAGGCUGGAUGUACGAAUAUUCUUUUGGCUGUCAGACUGUGGAUUAUUCUAAUUCACCGACCGCUCUACGGAUGGCAGGGGCAGUGUGGCUGUUUUUUAUUGCGAAGUUUGUAGAGCUGAUGGAUACGGUGUUUUUUAUCUUACGUAAAAAGAACAGUCAGGUGACAUUUCUGCACGUGUUUCAUCACGGUUGUUUGCCAAUGUUCUGGUGGUGGGGAGUAAAAUCUGUACCAGGGGGUUUUGGUACAUUCCAUGGGUUGGUAAAUUGCUGUGUCCAUGUUGUCAUGUAUUUUUAUUACGGUAUGGCGGCGUUAGGACCAAAGUAUCAAAAGUACCUGUGGUGGAAGCGAUAUGUAACAAUAUUCCAGCUGGCACAAUUUUUCAUUGUUACAAUUCACAACUCCCAGCUGUUAUUUAUAGACUGCACUUAUCCCUGGAAAUAUGUGGCGUUCAUUCAAGGAUUUACAACUACUAUUGCUGCCCUAUUUCUCAACUUUUAUAUAAAGACAUACAAUAAAUCAAAAUCUAUUGCAAAUUCAAAAAGCAAUGGUGCAGUCAAUGGUCACAUUGGCAAUGGUGAUGUGGUAACUAAUGGCAACUACAUUGAACCAGCAGCAAAUGGCUCCGUACAGACACAUAAAUACCUUCAUCAAAGAAAACAUGUAAAUGCACAUAUAUGAAAAAAAUACAUAUUUUAGUUUACCAUAUCAAAUGUCCAAGUCAUUUUUGGCAAAUUAAAUUAUUAACCCUUUUAGCUACCGCAAUGGAUUGCCAUAUAUUUGUCAAACCAAACAAUUAUUUCAAAGUGUAUACAAGCAUUUAUUCUGCUUUUUUUUUUACAUCUGAACAAGUUGAACUUACUUUACUUUAUUGAAAAAUCAAUGUUUUUAUUAUCAAUUUUUGUAUUAUUUUGUACAUUUCUAUGCAUUUGAAUUACAAGUUAUAUUUUGGUCAGUUUGACCAGGAAUGUAUAUUAUAAUUACACUUGUGUAAUACAUACAUCAUAGGUUUGACAGUUUUAACUUCAUUUCUUCAUAUAUCAUUAUGUUCAAAACAUUUUGGUUAUAUAGUAAACUUUGAUAUGAAGUUAUAGCAUUGUUUCAAUCUAUAUUUAUCAGAUGGUUACAUGAAAUAUAUAUAUGUGCUAGUUUUUCUAUUUUUGUUAACUAAGUGAGCCCUGGAUGGUAUCAAUUUUUACCCUGGGGGCAUGACUUAUAUGACUUAACGAGAACCGUGUGAUGCUACCGCUAAAUAUUUGUUAUGUGCAUGCUUAACAGAUAUAUUUGAUGUAGUAUGAAUUGUACAUUUAUAAUAUUAUGUUGUUUAUUACAUACACAAAAUAAUAACACUUGUUUUGUAAAUGUACUAAAUUUACUUUUGUAUGAUCAGUGGUACAUUCUAUUUAUGUUUCCAUAGUAACUUUGUAUUCCACCAGUCUGCUGUAUUUACAUUCUAUAUAAAUUACACUGCAUAUGCGUCUUUCAAAUGGAUUAAUCACUAUAUUACAAUGUUAGAUGUGUUAUUACUUCUACAUUCAAACCUGGAUUUUUUUACUCUUAACCUGUUGCAAAAAAGAGUGAUUAGCAGUUGCCAUCAAUACAGAACCAGGUCUGUCAAUAUAGAACCAGGUCUGUCAAUACAGUACCAGGUCUGUCAAUGUAGUACCAGGUCUGUCAGUAUAGAACCAGGUCUGCCAAUACAGAGCCAGGUUUGCCAAUAUAGAACCAGGUCGGCCAAUAUUGAACCAGGUCUGUCAAUACAGAACAAGGUCUGUUAAUACAGAACCAGGUCUGUCAAUAUAGAACCAGGUCUGUCAAUAUAGAACCAGGUCUGUCAAUAUAGAACCAGGUCUGCAAAUACAGUACCAGGUCUGUCAAUAUAGUACCAGGUCUGUCAAUAUAGAACCAGGUCUGUCAAUACAGAACCAGGUCUGUAAAUACAGUACCAGGUCUGUUAAUAUAGUACCAGGUCUGUCAAUAUAGAACCAAGUCUGUCAAUACAGAACCAGGUCUGCAAAUACAGUACCAGGUCUGUCAAUAUAGAACCAGGUCUGCCAAUACAGAACCAGGUCUGUCAAUACAGAACCAGGUCUAUUUAGAACCAGGUCUGUCAAUAUAGAACAGGUCUGUCAAUACAGAACCCAGUCUGUCAAUAUAGAACCAGGUCUGUCAAUAUAGUACAAGGUCUGACAUUAUAGUACAAGGGCUGUCAAUAUAGAACAAGGUCUGUUAAUACAGAACCAGGUCUGCCAAUACAGAACCAGGUCUGUCAAUACAGAACCAGGUCUAUUUAGAACCAGGUCUAUUUAGAACCAGGUCUGUCAAUAUAGAACAGGUCUGUCAAUACAGAACCCAGUCUGUCAAUAUAGAACCAGGUCUGUCAAUAUAGUACCAGGUCUGACAUUAUAGUACAAGGGCUGUCAAUAUAGAACAAGGUCUGUUAAUACAGAACCAGGUCUGUCAAUAUAGAACCAGGUCCGUCAAUAUAGAACCAGGUCUGUUAAUACAGAACCAGGUCUGUCAAUAUAGAACCAGGUCUGUCAAUAUAGAACAAGGUCUUCCAAUAUAGUACAAGGUCUGUCAAUACAGAACCAGGUGUUUCAAUAUAGAACCAGGACUGUCAAUAUAGUACCAGGUCUGUCAAUAUAGUACAAGGUCUGUCAAUAUAGAACCAGGUCUGUCAAUAUAGUACCAGGUGUUUCAAUAUAGAACCAGGACUGUCAAUAUAGUACCAGGUCUGUCAAUAUAGUACAAGGUCUGUCAAUAUAGAACCAGGUCUGUCAAUAUAGUACCAGGUCUGUCAAUAUAGAACCAGGUCUGUCAGUAUAGAACCAGGUCUGUUAAUAUAGAACCAGGUCUGUCUAUAUAGUACCAGGUCUGUCAAUAUAGUACAAGGUCUGUCAAUAUAGAACCAGGUCUGUUAAUAUAGAACCAGGUCUGUCUAUAUAGUACCAGGUCUGUCAAUAUAGUACAAGGUCUGUCAAUAUAGAACCAGGUCCGUCAAUAUAGAACCAGGUCUGUUAAUAUAGAACCAGGUCUGUCUAUAUAGUACCAGGUCUGUCAAUAUAGUACAAGGUCUGUCAAUAUAGUACCAGGUCUGUCAAUAUAGAACCAGGUCUGUCAAUAUAGUACAAGGACUGUCAAUAUAGAACCAGGUCUGUUAAUAUAGAACCAGGUCUGUCUAUAUAGAACCAGGUCUGUCAAUAUAGUACAAGGUCUGUCAAUAUAGAACCAGGUCUGUCUAUAUAGAACCAGGCUUGUUACAGUCUAUUCCUAAUCCUGUAAAGUUUCACUCAAAUUGCAAUAGUAGUAAAAGAGUUGAGUCUAGACAAAACUUUUAAAAAAAUAUACAAAGACAAUAACUCUGAAAAAAAUCAUAAAACUGGAAAAUUAGACUUGGCACUGAUCAUUCCUGUAAAGUUUAGAUGAAACUGCACCAUUAGUUUUGAGGAGUAGUCUGGACAAGUUUUGAUGGGAGAGGUGAUCCCUAUAUGUCGCCGGCAAUAAAUACUUUGUAGCAGGCGACACAAAAGGCAAAGUUGUAGUGAAAAUUGAAUAGGUAUUUGUUCAUGCAUGUAUAACACUUGUAUUUUAAGAAUGAUAUGGAUUUAUAAAUAAAAUAGAUAAUUAAAUAGAAACAUUCUGCAUUUUACAUAUAACCAACAAAAGCUGUCUUUCUAGCUUAUUUAUUAAACUAAUAAAAUACAUGUACACAUAUCAAGUUUUUUGUUAAUUCAUAACCCCAUCAAUAUUCUCCAGUGACACUGGUUUCAAUAAACAUAUUGAUUUUAUGCUUUAAGAAGUGUUAUUACAAUGUUAACCAAUCUUUAAUGUUAAUAUAAAGACUAUAUAGUACUUAGGUUACAUUUGAAUACCGUCCGUACCUGUAAACACAUGUUGAAAACCAUGGCAUCUAUGUUAAUAUUAAAUAGGUUU